Messenger RNA from Chelonoidis abingdonii (Abingdon island giant tortoise), 6535 nucleotides. RefSeq names its product nucleoporin 210 like (gene NUP210L). Gene Ontology annotation, cellular component: nuclear pore. NCBI's taxonomy places the organism in Eukaryota, Metazoa, Chordata, Testudines, Testudinidae. The record is from RefSeq and is a predicted model, not a curated record.
UCCUGCCAUGAGGGCAGGGGACUGGACUCGAUGACCUCUCGAGGUCCCUUCCAGUCCUAGAGUCUAGGAAUCUAUGAAUUGGGUGUCUAGUAGGGACUUCCAGGGCUGAGAUAGAAUAGGCUCAUGAAAUCAUCCAGUCCUUCCCAAAGAGAGGCAUAGGAUUGGGCACUGCGGUACUAGUGCUUUGACCCAUCUAAUUUUAAUAGUGCAGGAUGUGGAACUGUGGUGUAUUUCAUUAUUCGUUCCAAAACCACAGAUUUGAGUGAUGUACGUGCAAAAUGACAGUGACAUAUAGUGGGCACACCACAGUCUGCAUGUGGCUCAAGGAAGGAUAAAAGCAAAAAGUAUAACAGUGUAACAUCCAUGCCCAUCAUAGUCCCAGAAUGGGCUUAUCAGGGACUUUGUUGAGGAACUUGUGCUUUUCUACAAAGGUGCUUCCUCCUCCCCCCACUGAUAAGAAUUACCACUUGUUUUGUUUUGUUUUUGUUUGUUUUCAGUAGUACUGCCUUCUCAAGAUUUGGGAAAUCAACAUAGACUUAGGGGAUGUUGAAUUAAGACACAUUCAUUUAUUCUCACAUUUUAGUGACAGGCCAUUUACUGCGUUGUGACAUCAUUGUCGAUAUGAUAAACAGUAUCGAAAUUAUCUCCCGAACCCGAGAAAUAUAUGUGGAAGAUUCUCCACUUGAAUUAACCGUGAGAGCUCUCGAUGUUGAAGGAAACACAUUCAGUAGUUUGUCAGGAAUGACAUUUGAGUGGAGCAUUGCUAAGGAUGAUGACAUGGAAGGCUUAGAACUGUCUAGCAAAAUUAGGAUUUUAAAAUACUGUGAAGCAGAGUAUUCCCCACCAGACUACAUUGUCGAGAUGGAACAAGCAGGAAAACAAGGGGAUAGGACUCUGGUAUCAGGCAUCAAAACUGGUGCAGCUAUCAUAAAGGUCCGAAUUCAGGAACCAACUUAUAAGAAAGUAGCUGCUGCACUGGUGCGUCUGUUGGUUCUGGAGAAUAUAUUCCUAAUACCAUCCUAUGAUAUUUACCUUCUGGUUGGAGCCUACAUUCAGUACCAAGUUGCUAAAAUUGUACAGGGAAAGAUCACAGAAGUAGAGCUGCCUCUUGAACAUUAUGAGCUUGAACUCCGUGACCCUAUUGUUGCACCUGGUGGGUCUGAUCUUAUUCCGGUGGCCAGACUGGAUGUGGGCACAGCCACAGUGACAGCAGUGCAGUUGGGACAGAUUAGUCUGGUCUUUGUUCAUAAAAAUAUUCACAUGCGAGCUGCAUCUGGACUUCCAAACUGCACUGUCUAUGUCGUAGAAGCUGGAUUUCUAGGUUUCAGUGUUCACCCAGGAGACAGGUGGGUUCUAGAAGUGAAGCGAGCAUAUACAAUCACUGUUGAGGUGUAUGAUAAAUCCAGCACUAAAGUCUAUUUAUCUGAUAACCUCAGAAUAACUCACCAGUUUCCCAAGUUGUAUUUUGAAGAGUUCUUGUCUUCUGUUAAUGGUUCUUACCAUAUAGUUCAAGUCCAGAAGGAGGGUAUCACAGUAAUAAAAGCUGCCCUGCUAUCUGUUCUUCUACAGGCUGGCUCUGAGGAUUACUUACUUGUCCCAAUCAGCCAUGAACAGGAGGUGAAGAUUUACUUUCCAAUCAAGCUGACACCCUCCUUCCUUGCAUUUCCACACCAUCCCAUGGAAAUCUUGUAUCGGUACAAAGUUCAGAUAGAAGGAGGCAGUGGCAAUUUCACGUGGACCUCUUCCAAUCAGACUAUAGUCACAGUCACCAUAAAAGGAGUAGUGACUGCCGGGGUGGUCAGAGGGCAGAGCACAAUACAGGCCAGAGACGUGCAGAACCCCUUCCAUUAUGGAGAAAUAAAGGUGUAUGUCUUGAAAUUGACGAAGAUGGAGAUUUUGCCAUUUCAUGCAGACAUUGAGAUUGGCCAAGUUUUGGAAGUUCCGCUCAUGAUGUACCACACCGAUAGGGAGACAAGGGAGACCAUUGCUUUUACGGACUGCUCUCUCUUAGCCCUGGACAUAAGCAUGGAUAAGCAAGGAGUCUUCAUCCUUGCUGAAGAGGGUAAUCAGAAACCUGGCCUGACAUUCUGCUCCAGUAUCCAGUUAGCAGCAAAGUCCUUGGGACACACUUUAGUAAUGGUGAGCGUGACAGUGUUCCAGGAGUAUUUUGAAACCAGUGCCACAUUUGCUGCUUAUGAGCCUCUCAAGGCUCUAAACCCAGUGGAGGUUGCGUUGGUGACUUGGCAGUCAGUGAAGCAGAUGGUAUUUGAUGGAGGGCCGGGGCCUUGGGUUUUGGAACCAUCUCGUUUCUUCUUGGAAUUGACUGUGGAGCAUGAGGAAAAAAUUGAAGUUACACAGGUCCGACUGCCAACUAAAAGGAAACAGAACCAGUACAUUUACCGGAUUUUGUGCCUGGAGUUGGGGGAGCAGGUAUUUACACUCCGAGUAGGUAAUCAGCCAGGAGUCCUGAACCCUAGUCCUGCCGUGGAAACUGUGCAGGUGACUUUCAUUUGUGCUCAUCCAGCCAGUAUGUCUGUGACUCCAGUGUACAAGACAGCUGCAGGUGCACAGCCUUGCCCAUUGCCUCAGCACAACAAACAGCUGAUCCCCGUGUCCAGUUUGAGGAAUACAGUUUUGGAGUUGGCCGUGUUUGAUCAGCACCGGCGGAAGUUUGACAACUUUAGCUCCCUGGUGCUGGAGUGGAAAUCAGCCAAUGAAAGUCUCGCACACUUUACUGACUCAAAGUCCAUGCAGAUGGUAGCAAAGGAUGAUGGGAGUGGACAGACCAGAUUACAUGGGCAUCAGCUCCUGGAGGUGCACCGCAUCAAAGGGACUAUUCUGAUUGGAGUCAGCUUUGUGAUGUAUUCAGAGAGAGGCAGUCCAAGAGAAGUAUCUAUCUUGCCUACCUCCACGGCUGUGGAGUUGUUACUGGUAGAGGAUGUGAUGGUGGUGCCAGACAAUGCCACUAUCUAUAAUCAUCCUGCUGUGAAGGAAAUAUUUGAUCUAGUGGAAGGAUCUGGAUACUUCUCGGUCAACAGCAGCAAAGAGGAGAUUGUAAACACUACAUACCUGGAAGCAGAGAGUGCCAUCGAGAUCAUCCCUUUGCAUCCUGGAUCUCUAACCCUGGAGAUCUACGAUCUCUGUCUGGCAUUUCUGGGACCAGCUACAGUCUAUAUACAUGUGUCUGAUAUGCAUGAGUUGGAGGUGGAUCUCAUUGAUAAGAUCGAGAUUGGCAAAUCUGUCCUAGUCAGCGUGCGAGUCCUUGGUUUUCAUCGACAUCCAUUCAGGAGUAAAUAUUUCAAGUACAUGAAGCUCAAACUGCAGGCAGCAUCUGCUAUUGUUACACUUGUGCUAAUGGAGGAAGUGGGUGAAUACUCUGAAGUCUAUGUACUCCAAGCUGUCGCAAUAGGCCAGACAACUUUGGUGGCUACAGCCUGGGACAAGAUGGGAAGAAAAAUCACGUCUGCUUCUCGGAAGGUUGAAGUCUUUCCUCCGUUCAAACUCAUCCCUGAGGAAAUGACACUCAUUCCACACAACAUGAGGCAGGUGAUGUCAGAAGGUGGCCCACAGCCACAGUCUAUCAUUCACUUCUCUAUCAGUAACCAGACUGUAGCUGUAAUUAACAGACUGGGCCAGGUGAUGGCUAAGGCAAUUGGAACAGCCAUAAUACAGGGUACCAUUCAGGCGGUCAGUGAAGACACAGGAAAAGUGAUAGUUUUCUCAAAGGGUCAAGUGGAACUGGAAGUAGUUCAGCUGAGAACAGUAAGAAUUCAUGCACCUACCACUAGGCUUAUAACAGCCACCAAGAUGCCUGUUUAUGUCAUGGGGCUGACCAGCACUCUGACUCCAUUUUCCUUUGGUAAUGCCAACCCAGGGCUGAUAUUCUAUUGGUCAGUGAGUAAACGAGAUGUUCUGGACCUUCUCCCCCGACAUUCAGAGAUUUCCCUGCAGGUUGUACCCGAGAAUAACUUUGCUAUGCUUGUACAUACUAAGGCGGCUGGGAGAACCAGUAUUAAAGUGACAGUGCAAUGUCUGAAUGUAUCCGCCUCUCAGUUUGAAGGAAACCUGGCUGAACUCUCAGAUGAAGUACAAAUAUUGGUGUUCGAUAAGCUUCUACUUUUCUCUCCUGAGUGCCCUGCAGAGCAGAUUCUGAUGUCUACAAACUCACAGCUCAAGCUGCAUACAAACAGGGAUGGGGCAGCGCUUGUGAGCUCUCAAAUCCUGCAGUGUUUCCCCAACUCUUCUGUCAUUGAGGAGCAUGGCCAGGGGCUUCUGAGAGCAGGAGCUGUAACAGGCACUGCAGUGCUAGAAGUAACUUCUCUAGAACACUUUGGCGUCAACCAGACAGUCAUAACUGGGGUCCGGGUGGCUCCAGUGUCAUACCUGAGGAUAAGCACCAGUCCCCAACUCUACACUGUUAGCGGCACAUCUCUGAUGGCAUUUCCUCUGGGGAUGGCUCUUACUCUCACAGUCCAGUUCUAUGACAAUAUUGGGGGAAAAUUCCAUGCCCAGAACACCCAGCUUUACCUGGCUUUGAACAGAGAUGACCUGCUGCUAAUCAGACCUGGGAGUAAGAAUUACACAUACAUUGCUCAGGCUGUGAACAGAGGAGUGACACUGCUGGGGAUCUGGGAUGAGAAGCACCCAGGCAUGGCUGAUUAUAUCCAGGUGCCCGUGGAGCAUGUCAUUGAGCCAGACCUCUCAAAGCCCAUUGCAGUAGGAGAUGUGAUCUGUUUCAGCACUCCUCUUGUAAACCAUGAAGGUGAACCUGGGCUGUGGCAAGUCUCCCCCACUGGCAUUCUUGAGACAGACCCUUUGAGUGGAGCAGCAUUUGUGAAGAAUGCUGGGACAGCUACAAUCCUCCAUGACAUCCCAGGGAUAGUGAAAACAUACAGAGAGGUAGUUGUCAAUGGUUCAUCAAGAUUAAGCCUCCAUCUUGGUCCCAAAAGUUACCUAACCAAUACUCCUAACUCUUCUGAAGUCUGGGUUUUCGUUGCCACAGGCAGUGCAGGAACAAGCCUCAGAGGCCCAUGCAGCCCUAGUCAGCUUUAUGCAGUCACCAGUCUGCUUCGCCCAGCGUCUCACUUGCUAUGCCAAGUUGAGUUCAGCAGCACAGUGCUGGAUAUUCCAGCAAGUAAAGUCUUUCGUGUCCGGGCACACUUCAGCAUUGAAAAAGGUCUCUAUGCCUGCCUAAUCACUGCGAAACCCCAGUCUGAUGAAGUCCUGCUGGCUUUGAGUUUUGCUGAGGUCUCUGUAUAUGUGAUGGUCUGUCUCUUCAGUGAGCAAAGCAAGGAUGGAAUGCAAAGAAUCCUGGUUCCCUUCCUCCCUGCAUUUUACCUUAACCAAUCUGAACUGGUUUUUAGCAGCAAACAACUAAAUGGCAAGAUCAGAGUGCUGGGAGCUGAGAAAGUGUUAGAAAAGCUGGAGGUCCACCCCAACUCUCCUGUGAUAAUAGUGAGGCAGCCUGAACAUUCGCCCAGCAUGCCUGGACUUGUCUCCUACCCAGUUAGUGUGGUCAAUCUCACAUCUCUCCACCAGAUGGCAGCCCCCAUCUUUAUCAAUGUCUCUUGUAUUCUUACAGGCCAAAGAGUUACCAUAGCCGUGAGAGUUCUGGCAGGGCAGCAUUUGUUUACAUACAAUGCCUUUCUGACCAGAGUGCAGACUGUACCUAUUGUGUAUGUUCCUACAUCAGGUACACCUCAGACAGCCUCUCAUUGCUGUAAAACAAGCUCACUUCUCUGGAGGCAGAAUAGCCAGCCUGGAAAAGUGAAUUUGAAUUCCUCUAGCAGAGAUCAGGGUAUUCAUAUCUUCCAGUUGGUACUCAGCAACACAGUGCAAGAAACAGGACACAGCUAUGGCUUUGGAGUGUACGGAGAAGGCACAUCUGAAAGAAGUACCUACUUGUACAACAAUAAAUGUCUAAGUAAAGCGUGAUGUUAGGUGUAGUCCCAACUCCUGUAACUGGAAGUCACAGCACCUUCGUGUUUCUCUGGGACAAACAGUCAGACUCUAGACUCUUCAGGCCACAGUGAUAGGUACUGAACAGGCGCCCCACUACCAAGUUGCCAAAGACACAAUAGAGUUUGUGCCAUUCUACUUUAAAUGAUCAGGUAGAUCCUGCAACAAGAAAACUCCCUCAUGAUUUGGGCCAGAAUGAAGUCCAGAAGCCACCCAGCAGUUUGACUUUUAGACCUUUUUCAGGCCAGUAAUGUACGAUACAGCAGGCUUGUGCCUGCCUGUAGGGGUAGAGUCUCCGAUCAGAGCACUGAAAGGGUAACAAGGUACUUUACUGCGGUUGGAGGAAUAUUUGGGAGUCACUUGCAGAAGCCUGUGCUGUCAGCAGGGCAAAGUCAGGAUUCACAGUGGUUGAACCUUCCAUUUUAAGAAGGAUCAGAUUAUGCUGACAUCUGAGGAGAGGGAAGGAUUAGAGCAUAACUAGUUUCACUCCAAGGUGAACAGGGGCUCACUGCAUAUCCAUAUUCUUUCCCUGCUAAGAGUCAUUAGCACCUGUUGCAAUUACAAACAGGGCAGAGUC